AUGAAGAUAAGAACGCCUCCAUUUGGCACAUCAAGCGUUGCGACAGAAACGGAAACGACUAGUUCGUCAAUGAUAGUACCCCAACCGCCAAUAAACAUUGACGAUGUAUGGCGAGAAGUACGAGCACUUGAACGCCACAGGUUCGCAUCAUCUCGGUACCGCAAAGUCGGGAAGACUAUUGAGCCGGUUAUAGAUUUUUUAACGAGAUUUUCUCCUAUAGUUGAUAUGAUGGUUCAGGGAACUAGUAGUGCUUCUUUAGUGUGGGGUUCAUUGAAAGCUGUUUUGAUGGUUGCUCAGACUUCGGCUACUUAUUUUUAUUAUAUCGACAAUGCGAUGUUGAAGCUUAGCGACAUCCUUUCUAUAUCAAGUCAGUAUGAAAAGAUGUUCGCGACGGAAGUCCGUGUCAGAACUGCGUUGUCGGAUUUAUAUGAUGAAAUUUAUCUAUUUCUGGAGAAAAUACGAAAGUCUGUUUCUGUUAGCUCAUUGAAGGUCUUUCUCAAGAAUCUGAGAAAGUCUUUCGACGCAGAGUUCAAAGAUAAUCUGGAACAUAUUGAAAGAUAUACUCGGGUUUUCAAUGAUGAAAUCACCCUUGCGCAUCGGGAGAGGAUGGAUUUCUCGACUAAGAAAAUCCAACAAAUAGUUGGAACUAUUGCUUUAGACAAUAUAGAUCUUGCGAGCCGAGUAGAUAGUCGAGAUGCAUAUCACACCAAAGAUGCAAUAUUGAAAUGGUUAACCCAGGUUGACUCUAGAGAAGAUUUUUACCGAGCUCUGAAGAGACGCUCACCAGGAACCGGAGUGUGGCUGCGAGACGAUCCAAGAUUCCGGAGUUGGAGACGCUGCACCGAACCUUCGAAUGACCGUUCGAUAUUGUGGAUUCAUGGCCGGCCGGGAUCAGGCAAGACCGUGCUAAGUACCACUGCCAUUGAGCACCUUCAACUUAAGUCAGAGAAGAGUUUGGAAAGAUCGGAGAAUGAAAUAGCCUCUGUGGUUUACUUUUACUGUGAUUCCGGCGAUGCCAGAAAAAGAUCGACGUUAGAGAUACUCGGAUCAGUUUUGGCACAGUUAAUUGCACCGCUGCAUGACUUUCCAAGCGGAGUCAACGAAGCGUAUGAACGAGCGAGGAAGUAUGGAAGACAGCAUUUAUCAACUGCAGACGAUAUUAUGUCCGUCAUCAAACACGUGUUGCAAGAAUCUCCAUCUUGUUACAUUAUUAUUGAUGGAGUAGAUGAAUGCAGUGAUCCAGGUGAUCUUUCAAAAACAUUUUCGGAUAUUGCAACAGGCUCGCACAAUGUUCGGUUAGCUCUUUUUUCUCGCAAUCUUCCUGCUAUUGCAUUUGAGCUAGAGAGAGUGUCGUAUGCAAUGAUAGAGUUGGAACCUUCUCUAGUACAGCCAGAUAUUGAUAACUUUUUAACGAAAUCAUUGGAUAGUUUACCCGGGAAAGGUACAGGGGCACAAGACCAGGCAUUCUCAAAACUAUCGAAUGCUUCUGGUGGUAUGUUUCUAUAUGCUGCUCUGGGAAUUCAAAGUCUAGCCGAAGCAAUUGAUUCACAGAGUGUUUUGGAUGCUAUUGAAAGAAUACCCGAAGGACUGAACGGAUUUUAUGGUCAGAUACUCGAGAGAUUAGGUUCACAAAGUAUUCGAAGACGGGAUCUUGCUCGUAGAAUUCUUUUGUGGGAGGCGUUUAUAGAAGAUCAACGGCCUUUUAAAGAUGCCGUGCUCGAUCUAUGCGCUCCUUUGAUUGAGUAUCGACCAGAGAAAGAUACAUUUCAUCCAGUUUAUACAUCAGUCCGCGACUUCUUAUGGAGGUCCCAUAGUUUCGACUCCAUGUCAGCGAAAGCAACUCAGUUUCUCAUGACCGAGUCUUACGCACACCAGACUAUUGCCGAAGUGGUACUAGCUAGCCUCUCACUACCAGAUGUUAUACAUAACACCCAGGUUGAUGACUUUCAAUAUCCGUUAGCGAGAUAUUCUACAGAAAACUGGUGUCACCAUUUAUCGUCAGCGUCAUUUGAAGAGAAAGUAUGCCAAAAAUAUGACAAAUUUGCGGAUUCGUCUUUAGCGCGAUCGACAUGGAUCCUACGUUUUCUUCUCUCAAAUAGACAGUCGUUUCCCUUACAACGCAUAGCAAAGUAUCAGAAACAGGUCAAUGAUUGGAAGAAUCACAAAGAAAGCUCUACUACCACUUUUGCUGCGGAGGAUUUAGCUGAUAUACAACGAGCACUGAUUGAACUGGACCAACUGGAUCUCGGCCAAGCAGAAUCUAUCUCAAAUUUUGAGCGCGAUCUCAUUGUCCGGGAUCUGGCACGGGCUUUCACAAUGGCAGGGAAAGUCGACCAGGCAAUUGAUAUGUUCGAAAAGGCCCUUGCCCAAGGACUUCCAGGAGACCCAUCGCCAGAAUCUGUCCGCACCACCUGGCUUUUAAAUAGUCUUGGAAUAAUGUAUGACCAAAAGAAUCUUACUAAUCUUGCUUUGAGCACGCAAUUAAAGGCUCUAUCCAUCCAGGAGAAGUAUCUUCCACCUGAUCAUCUCGAUCUUGCAUUAAUAUUGAACGAAUUGGGUCGAGAAACACGACAUCUUGAGAGAUACUCAGAGUCCGAACAAUACCAUCUCCGCGCCCUUAAUAUCCUGCGCCAAUUUCUUCCCGAGACGGACUUACAAAUAAUUUGGACCCUCAAUACACUCGCUCGGUGCUACCGCUUCCAAGGUCGCUACCCUGAAGCACUCGCUCUCCAUCAGCUUGCACUCAAUGGCCAAAUCACGUUAAUGGGGGAGGAUCAUCCUCAUCCCAUUCGCACGAGAUCAGAUAUCGCGAAAGUAUUGAAAGCGCAAGGCAAAUUCAAAGAAGCAUUGGAAAUCAUGGAAGAUAUGUAUGAGAGAAGAGUCAGAGUACUGGGAAUUGAUAAUCCUGAUACGUUGUGGACGAUGAAUGAUAUUGGGAUGGUGUGGGAGGAGAUGGGUAUGGAUAGUGGGGAUGUGGAGUGCAGAAUAAGAGCAACUGAGUGGCAUGAGAGAGCGUGGAAUAUACAAGUGAGGGUGCUGGGGGAGGAUCAUAAGCACACGGUUUGGAGUCAGGCAGUUUUGGAGAGGUUGGAGGGGAUGGAAAGAAUGGGCGAUGCUGUUGCAACUUCCUGA
Messenger RNA from Botrytis sinoallii, 3132 nucleotides. RefSeq lists its product as uncharacterized. Lineage: Eukaryota; Fungi; Ascomycota; Leotiomycetes; Helotiales; Sclerotiniaceae. Gene Ontology annotation, molecular function: protein binding. Bases 1 to 3132 code for a protein of 1043 amino acids. The transcript is spliced from 4 exons. The record is from RefSeq and is a predicted model, not a curated record.